Molecule: messenger RNA, 642 nt
Organism: Iphiclides podalirius (scarce swallowtail)
Lineage: Eukaryota; Metazoa; Arthropoda; Insecta; Lepidoptera; Papilionidae
Source: the annotation of a GenBank genome assembly
AUGGCAGUGUCUGCGGCAGGUCUCUUGCCCCAGCCUCACUACUCAUCGGCCGCAGCCGUUUCCUCGCAGAGCAUCGUGCGACACGACCAGCCCCAGGCUAUCCACGCCGCUCCAGUGGCCAUUCAUGCUGCUCCCCUCGCCUACCAAGCUGCCCCUAUUGCCACUUACGCCGCCCCCGCUCGUAUUGCCACCGGCCACGCGGUCUCUUCCCAAAACAUUGUGCGUCAUGACCAGCCCCGUGCCGCUUACGGUAUUGCUCCAGUAGCAUACGCCGCACCAGCCAUCAGCCACGCCGCACCAAUCAUCAGCCACGCUGCACCAAUCAUCAGCCAUGCCGCACCAAUCAUCAGCCAUGCCGCACCUGCUGCCAGGAUUAUUGCCACCGCUCAAAGCGAGGAAUAUGCCCACCCAAGAUAUGACUUCGCCUACUCCGUGGCCGAUGGACACACCGGCGACAACAAGUCCCAGCAUGAAAGCCGCGACGGUGACGUCGUCCACGGCGAAUACUCGCUGCUGGAGGCCGAUGGUUCAGUGCGCACAGUGCAAUACUCUGCUGACGACCACAACGGCUUCAACGCCGUCGUGAGCAACUCAGCCCCGACUCACGUUGCCCCCGCGCCCGCGCGCCUCCUCGCCCAUCAC